CCCGGAAGAGAAAGCGGCGGGGCGGAAGAGCAGGACGAGGAGGGGGCUGUGUGUGGGGCGGGGGUCUUCGCUGCCGCCGCCGCCGCCUUCCGGGGGUCUCCGGGCGCCGCGAGGAUUGCGACCGCCGCCAUGCCGGCCCUGCUGGAGCGCCCGAAGCUGAGCUCGGCCAUGGCCCGCGCCCUGCACCGGCACGUCAUGGUGGAGCGCGAGAGGAAGCGGCAGGCUCCCGCCCUCUGUCCCGCAGAGGAAGAAGAGGUGGACAAGAUGAUGGAGCAGAAGAUGAAGGAGGAGCAGGAACGGCGGAGGAAGAAAGAGAUGGAGGAGCGCAUGUCGCUGGAGGAGACCAAGGAGCAGAUCCUGAAGCUUCAGGAGAAGCUUCAAGCUUUGCAGGAGGAGAAGCAUCAACUCUUCCUCCAGCUCAAGAAGGUCCUGCACGAAGAGGAGAAACGGCGUCGCAAGGAGCAAAGUGAUAUGACCACCUUGGCGGCAGCUGCCUAUCAGCAGGGGAUGGCUGUGCACGCUGGGACCCACAUCCUCAACAUGCAAGGCAGUCCGAGUGGGCACAACCGGGCGGCCACCCUCAUCCCAGCUGACCGGGCCAAGCAAAUGUUCGGACCGCCGGUGAUCACGGUAAAGACCCCAACAGGGGUGAACAAACGGAGGGGAGCCUGUUUUUACUCAAAAUCGGGGGGUCGGUUUGGAUCCCAGCCAGCCUUGUCUUACCUGACACGGCACUUUGCGACCCAGCCAGCUUUCCCGGCCGGCACCCCGGAACACGGGCAGUACCAGGGCAGCCAAGCCGGGCACAGCCCCUACGCCGUGGGGCAGGGCCAGCACACGGUGCCCGUCAGCUACGCCAGCAGUCAGUCCAUCCGAGGACCCUCGGCUUUCUCCACGAUGCAGUACUUGCCCCAGCAGCAACCUGGUUACGCCAUCCACGGUCACUUCCCCGCCGCCCAGGCAGGAUUCAUCCCGCCCAGCACCACCAUCCCUCUCCAGAAGCAGCUGGAACACGCGAACCAGCAGUCCGGGUUUUCCGAUUCGUCCACCCUUCGUCCGAUGCACCCCCAGGCCCUCCACCCCAACCAGGGUCUCCUCCAGGCCUCUCAGCUCCCGGUCCAAAUGCAGACCACCGCCAAGCCCACUUUGGCCUACACUCACCCGGCCCGGCCUGCCUCUCCGGGGACCUUCCCACAGCAGCCACAUACGUCUGGCUUCCAAGCUUCACCCCAGGCCGCACCUCGGCACCCUUUUAUACAGCACCCGCAAGGUCAGCGUUUCUACCACAAGUGAGCCCCGACAGACACACACACAGAAACACACACACAUACACACACCGGCUGCUUCAGCGUCCUACCCCGCCCGCGUGCCCGGCCUGAAUUUGAAAAGUCUCCCUCGGAACGAGUGUCUGCCCGGGAAUCCUUGUCUGCCUUCCUCUCCAGAACUGUCAUGCAUUUUGCCAAAUUGCAACCGUGGCGUUCUCCAAAUACACUUGUGCGGCUUUCGUUUCACGCAG
Molecule: messenger RNA, 1516 nt
Organism: Crotalus tigris (Tiger rattlesnake)
Lineage: Eukaryota; Metazoa; Chordata; Lepidosauria; Squamata; Viperidae
Gene: GPS2
Product: G protein pathway suppressor 2
Exons: 11
Coding region: 130-1293 (387 amino acids)
Biological process (GO): regulation of transcription by RNA polymerase II
Cellular component (GO): transcription regulator complex
Molecular function (GO): transcription coregulator activity
Source: RefSeq, a predicted model, not a curated record